AUGCGAUGGGAUGCCGCCGGCUUCGCGGGGAGUUCGAUUGUCCAGACGCCGCAUCUCGAUCGGCUGGCUCAAAGCGGGGUCUGCUUUGAAAAUACCUACUGUGCCUCCCCUGUCUGUUCACCCGCCCGUGCCAGUUGGCUGACGGGACUCUACCCCCACGCCCACCUGCAACUGAAAAAUUACGGGCCCGGCUCAAUUGGGAAAUGGGGGAGCUACCUGCCCCCUGACCGUGUGACUAUCGGCGAUGUCCUCAAAUCCGCCGGUUAUCGCUGUGGCAUGGUGGGUCCUUGGCAUCUUGGAAACGACCACCUCCCCCAGCACGGAUUCGACGAUUUUUGGUGCACCUAUCGCUAUCUUGGCAAAGAUUACCCUGAUCCGCUCUUUGAUUCCUUUGAUCGCGCGGGAGUUCCCAAUCUCUACCUCAAAGACGCUGAAGGGAUGACACAGUACGGAAACACGCUGGAAUUUGGGGUGAUCACGACCCCCGACAGCAGCGCACCACUUGGACGAUAG
Messenger RNA from Geodia barretti, 513 nucleotides. Lineage: Eukaryota; Metazoa; Porifera; Demospongiae; Tetractinellida; Geodiidae. The record is from the annotation of a GenBank genome assembly.